AAUGACCAACGCACAAGAGCGUAUGUAGUAAGACUACAUUUGGAUUCGUGAUUAAUCCACUGGAGAUGCUGAUGUGAAGAUGCGUACAUUCGGACAACACUAUCUCUAUUAUCAUGCUCCAAAUAAGAGAGAAAGAUUGGAAAUGAUUUGGAGAUCCAUGGGAAAAGCAUAUGAUUGGGAAAUGGAGAAAUUUAGAGUGAGUCAAUCAUUUAUAUAUUCUCUUAGAUGCAAAAGAAGUUUAUUGAUAGAGGCAACAAGAGGAGAUUCUUCAAGAAUUUCUUCCGAUUUAUCAAAAAUCCAUUUGGUUACAUCUAUUGGAAGACAUAUCGUAUUAGAUAACCAAAAGGACGUAUCAUCACAACAAUGCUUGGCUUAGGUGUUAUUGGUACUCUCUAUAAAUACAAAAUGGAAUCAAGUAAUCUAAGCAUAAUAAUAAUUAGAUUAAAUCUAAAAAAGAGAGUAUUAUCUCUUGACUGCUGGUAAAAACUCUGAAGGAAGUGGUCUUAUUAAUACAGGAUAUAAUAAUGAUAAGUAAUGAUUGCUUUUGAUUUUAGAUUGGCUCNUUACAGCUUGAUGAAGAUGAGUAAUAACAUAUGCCAAUGUUUCGUCAAAAUACGAGCAAGAGUAGACAUCUUAACAAGGGAACUCUCUCAAAAUCUAAAAUACAGAAUAUUGCUUAAUUGUAAGAGAUGUUUAAACAAUUCAAACAUUUUAAAUGCUCACUUCAAACAUAGACUCCAGCAAUUCUAAUGAUGAAAUCAAGUCAGAUCUCUAAGAAACCUUAAUCCUAAUCAAAGAGCACAUUAGAUGCAAAAGAGGUUUCAUUUGAAGACAAAUAGAAAGUAAUGAUUUAAGCCCGUAAAACAAUGUUUCGAAUUGUGAUGGAUAAUAAGUUGCGGAGUUAAUCAAUCAAGGAUUAUGGAUUUAAUUUGAGACCUUUGUUCAACCAAGUUAUAGAAAAAAAUGAUAGUGUUUUAGAAUAGAAGAGUAAUUAUUGUAUAACUAGCUAGUUCAGGAACAAAGGUAAGAAAAGAGGAAGUCUGACCUAUUUUCACGCAGUCCAUUCUCGAAUGCUUACUAUGCGACCAAGGCUCUUUCUAAAAGAUCUCGUAUGAAUGUAUACGAACGUCUUGCACAAAAUCUGCCUGCUGAUUCACGAUUCCACUACGAAUGAUA
Molecule: messenger RNA, 1176 nt
Organism: Paramecium pentaurelia
Lineage: Eukaryota; Ciliophora; Oligohymenophorea; Peniculida; Parameciidae
Source: the annotation of a GenBank genome assembly